ACACCAGGAGGACGACACACUGCACCCUAAUCCCUUAAUCCUUUUAAUCCGAACCAAAGGAAAAGAGGAAAGAAGGAGAGUUGAAGAAAGAAGAAAAAGAAAUGUCCCUCCCCUCCACCCCAACAUACACCUUCUCCAUCCCCUCCAUACACGACCGUCUUCGUCUAGACUGUCGCAUCUACCUGCCGCCGGAUCUGCCCAAGAGAUUACUCCGCGACAGUUCUGGGUUGCUGCGCGGGGCGAUCAUCGCGCAUCCGUACGCGCCGCUGGGAGGAUGCUUUGAUGAUCCGGUUGUGGGGGUGGUGGGUGGGGAGGUAUUGAGGUUGGGGUGUGUUGUUGGGAUGUUUAAUUUUCGGGGCGCUGGUGGUUCUGAAGGACGGACGAGUUGGACGGCUAGGCCUGAGUUGGCGGAUUAUGUCUCUUUCUAUGGGUUUAUGCUGCUGUAUUUGCAUUUUUUGAGGGAAAGGGCAGUACGGCAGGAGGGGAGGAAAGAGGAUGGGGGUAAGAUAAGGCUGGUUUUGGGUGGGUAUUCGUAUGGGUCGAUGAUUGCGUCGCAUUUGCCGAAGCUUCAUGAUGUUGUGGAUUUGGUGCGGUGUUCAUCGUCUGAGUCGCCGUUUCCUGAGAUCUACCAGAUCGCGGAGAAGUUGUCGCUUUGCUUGGGGUUGGGGGAGGAAAUGGAGCAGCCGAUGUAUCGUCCAGCUACGGUGGAGGAGAUAAGAUCCGCGGCGGAUUGCAUUAAACGCACUGCUGCUGUUUCUUAUCUCCUUGUGUCUCCGCUGCUGCCGCCGGUUAAUCAGUUCUUGACGCUAUUUUCAAAGAUGUCGCUUGAUGCGAGUGCGCAGAUAUCGUCGGCAUCCGGGGAAUGGAAACAGGGACAGAUACCCUGUCCCAAGCCGGCAGAUCAGCUGUGUGCGCAUGAGACAUUGGCUAUCUUUGGUGACGAGGAUACAUUCACGUCGGCGAGUAAAUUAGAGAAGUGGUCAGUCGAACUGGCCCAUGCACCAGGGAGUAGGUUCCAGGCGGUGGAGAUCGAGGGAGCCGGUCAUUUCUGGAGAGAACAUGGUGUCGAGGCUCAGGCGAGACAAGCUAUCCGGGACUGGGUGUGUCAGAUGUCGACAUCUUGAUAAGAUGGCUGGAUUAUUUUGACAUGUGUGGGUGGUCAGCC
This is a messenger RNA of Aspergillus neoniger CBS 115656, 1165 nucleotides long. RefSeq lists its product as uncharacterized. Bases 102 to 1124 code for a protein of 340 amino acids. The record is from RefSeq and is a predicted model, not a curated record. NCBI's taxonomy places the organism in Eukaryota, Fungi, Ascomycota, Eurotiomycetes, Eurotiales, Aspergillaceae. The transcript is spliced from 2 exons.